Molecule: messenger RNA, 872 nt
Organism: Molossus molossus (Pallas's mastiff bat)
Lineage: Eukaryota; Metazoa; Chordata; Mammalia; Chiroptera; Molossidae
Gene: TM4SF18
Product: transmembrane 4 L six family member 18
Exons: 6
Coding region: 84-689 (201 amino acids)
Cellular component (GO): membrane
Source: RefSeq, a predicted model, not a curated record
GUGGGCUUCGGUCCUGAGUCCUGGCUCCUCAUGAAUAUGAAGUGAAGGGCUCUGACCCAGAAAGUGGCUCGGGGCAGGGAGAGAUGGGGUCCCGGAAAUGUGGGAGCUGCCUCAGUGGCCUGCUGAUCCCCCUGGCAGUCUGGAGCAUCAUCGUGAACAUCUUGCUGUACUUCCCCAACGGGCAGACUUCCUACGCCUCCAGCAAUAAGCUCUCCAACUACGUGUGGUACUUCGAGGGCAUCUGCUUCUCGGGGAUCAUGAUGCUGCUGGUGGCCGCAGCCCUGCUGGUCCUGGAGAGCGAGCACAGCCACGGAUGUUGCCAGGGUGAGAACUGCGGCAAAAAGUACCUGACACUGCUGUCAAUGAUCUUCUCUGUCCUUGGCAUUGCUUUCUCUGGAUACUGCCUGGCGAUUUCGGCUCUGGGCCUCGUCCAAGGCCCCUACUGCCGCACCCUCGGUGGCUGGGAGUACGCCUUCGAAGGCACUGCAGGACGUUUCCUCACAGAUUCCAGCAUGUGGAGUCAAUGCCUUGAACCCGCGCACGUGGUGGAAUGGAACAUCAUUCUGUUCUCCAUCCUCAUAGUGCUCAGCGGGCUCCAGGUGACCGUCUGCCUCGUCAGAGUAGUCGUUCAGUUAUCCAAGAUAUUGUGUGGGACCUAUUCAGUCAUCAUCCAGCCUGGAAUCAUUUGAAUAAGGACAAGAACCGUUUUCCAUUAUCAAGUUAAGGUCAUCUAUCUAAGUCUCGAGGGCAAUAUCCAAAUGGUAUCUUCAGCAUUUGGUAUUUAUUGUCAUCAUUUGUGAAAUUUACAGUUCUCACUGGAAGUGCAAAUUAUGCCACACUUUUAUUUAGAAUUGUUUUCUAAGUAAUAUGGG